Lobosporangium transversale is the source of this 1650-nucleotide messenger RNA. RefSeq lists its product as hypothetical. NCBI's taxonomy places the organism in Eukaryota, Fungi, Mortierellomycota, Mortierellomycetes, Mortierellales, Mortierellaceae. Gene Ontology annotation, molecular function: protein binding. The record is from RefSeq and is a predicted model, not a curated record. The coding region runs from base 67 to 1548 and encodes 493 amino acids. The transcript is spliced from 3 exons.
GCACUUGAUUCAUGUCAUGGAUUCUCUUUCAUUCUCGUCUUCUCUCACAUUUCAUCUUUCCUUCUUAUGGCACAGCUGUCUUUCUCUUCCAGGAUAUACCGAGAGCCGUAUUCAUAUGUUAUGAUCUCCCGCCUUUCCGUUUCGACCGUUUCCUCUGGAGCUAUAUCACUGUUCGUUUAUAGGUUCCUGUCCCUAAUUCUCCACCAUGCCUCAACUGUUGGCGCUCAGACAAGUCCCGAGGCAAACACUCGUAUGCCCUUUGCUCAAAUUGGCUCGAGACUCUAUGUCCAAGGUGGUUCAAAAAGCGGGCCUUUUUUCUCUGUUGAUCUCGUAGAUCUUGCAGCAUCAUGGCCUUUUGAUACUGUCCGUUGGGCGGUCCAUAAUUAUGGAGAGUUCACAAGCGACCACGCGCAUCACGGCAUAGGCAUCAACCAAACGCUUUACAUGAAGGGUAGGACUGUUAUUCAGGAUAGCUUUCGGGCCAAUGUCGCUGAUUCGAAUGCGAAAUGGAGUCUUGUUCCUACCCCUGAGCCGAGGUUGUGUAGAACCCUGCAGGACUAUGCUAUAGACCCUCGAAAUGGAAUAAUAUACAGUUUCGCCUUUCUCUCUAACAAUACCAUGUGCCUGCUUGGUGAUUUCGAAAAGGGAUGGGAAACUCGCCUCGUCAGUAAUGGCUCGCUAACGGUUGUACCCGAAUUUAUUGGGGCUGCUUACAACAGCAACAGGAAUAGUGUUAUAGGGGGCUACAGGCUCGAAGAAGAUACAUCAACGGCGUAUGUCACAGAAUAUCGAAUCGACUCAAACUCAUGGUCAACUAUUCCUGUGAAAGGACAAGUUCCUGCCACAAGGGAGGCGAAUUGCAUGAUCAUUAAUGAGGAUAAUACAAAGAUUGUUGUCUUCGGAGGCUUCACUCCUGCAACUCGCGGUCCCUCAGGCUUUGUUGUUCCUUCUUCAGAAAUCUUUGUCCUUGAUCUCAAUUCAGGAGAGUGGAAGAAGGGUCCUGAUGCAGCUGAACCACGAGCCAGUGCUGCCUGUGGCCUUGCUGGUGAUCGGUUUGUAGCCUGGGGUGGUGAAAAAGAUUCGACGAGCGACCCAUAUGAUUCGAUCGUUGUGUUUGAUCUGGCCAAGUUUGAGUGGCUUAAGGCUUCCUCAGACGACCAUCCAUCUUCUACACCCUCUUCCGGCCCAUCAUCUUCAGGUAUCCCUACAACUAAGGCUUCAAAUACUAAUAUUGGAGCGAUAGCAGGCGGAGCAGUAGCAGGGUUAGUCUUGGUAGCAUUGAUCGUAGCUGUCCUCAUCUAUAGAAGGCGAAAGCAGAGGUUGGGUGAAGGGCAUGGACCCAUUAAACAGAAGAUAGUCGAACAUAAAGACAACUCAGGCGAGUUAAGUGAAGACGAAGCAUACUACAAGAAUGAACUCACAUACCAAAACCCUCAGUUCAUCUCAUCACCACGCAGUCCUCAAGAGUACCCCUAUUUGGGACGGGAUCCGCAGGAAGCGCCGGGUUUCACUCAUGGCCAUGAUCAAGAUAAUAUGGAUCGUAUUUAAGAGGAAUAGUUUGAACAAUUAGUAGUAUGUACUAUAGACAUUUAAAUAAUUUGAAUGAUGCCAGAAUGCAAUAUUGUAUUUAUCUCAAAUAGAUAAUAAUUU